This is a messenger RNA of Saccostrea cuccullata (small rock oyster), 2592 nucleotides long. RefSeq names its product progesterone-induced-blocking factor 1-like. Gene Ontology annotation, biological process: cilium assembly. Bases 146 to 2473 code for a protein of 775 amino acids. The record is from RefSeq and is a predicted model, not a curated record. Gene Ontology annotation, cellular component: centriolar satellite. Lineage: Eukaryota; Metazoa; Mollusca; Bivalvia; Ostreida; Ostreidae. The transcript is spliced from 15 exons.
UCUUUUUGACAUCGAAGGAAAAUCACCCGGAUAAAUAACAAAACGGUUUAAACUUGACAGCAAGUAAAAUAACUAUAUUUUGGUCAUUUCCCAUUUCCUCUCAUUUGCAAUGAUAUAACAGGCAGAAGCUCUGAAAGGAAGGAGAAUGGCGGCAAUUGAUUUAUCCAAAACAUUUGAUGAGAUGGAAUCGGACGAGCUCAGUUUGGAAACUUCAGUUCCGACAGAUUUGACUCUUUCCCCAGACAGAGAAAAUGGACAUGCAGAGGAUCGCAGGGAUCGGAAAUCAAAAGUAACUCGGCAACUAAUAGAAAGAAAACAACUCAUGCACGACAUGCAGCUUUUAAGAAUUGAACUAUCUCAGAAAAACUUGACAUUAGAAAACAUGAAAGCAGAAUCUCUGAACAAAGUAGAGGAGCUUGAAGAAAAACUGAAUGAUGCAUUACACCAGAAACAAAUUCUUGCUGCUCGUCUUGAAUCCCAAUUAGCUAUUCAGGAGCAAGAGUCAAAAAGGCGUCAAGAUUUGAUCAAAGGAGAGAUGGAAGAGGUUCGCCAAAGGCAGAAACAUUUAGAGGCGACAAAUGAACGUCUGGAAGAAAAAGCCGGGAAUGUCAGGAGGACCCUGAGAGACUUAUCUCUUACAGAAGAUAAAUAUUAUGAACUUAGAGGACAAAGUGAAGAAGAUUUAUCACUACGAGAUUAUGUUGCUAUGAAGUUAUUUGAGGCAAUCCGUCCAUUGGAAACAGAGAUUGAUCAGAUGAGGUUAAGAAACAAAACUUUGGAGGAUCAGAAUAAGUCAUUUUCAAAAGAAGUACUGGAGUUGCAGGAGAAAUUAGAUGGAGAGCGCCAAGAACACGGUGAAUUGCGGAUAAAAUACCAGAAGAUGGUGAUUGAUUUCUCAGACACAAAAUCUCAAGUCAAACAUGAUAACUUCAAAGUAGAAAAUUACGACAGAGUCAAAAGUGAGAAAGAUGGUUUAGAGCAGGAUCGAUUAGAUAUUCAGCGACAACUGUCAGUACUAGAAGGAUCUCAUCAGACUCUGACCAAGGAGAGGGAUGAUCUACAUAGUGAGCUUUCUGCAGCUAAGCAAUCCCUGUCGUUGCUGAAGCAGGACAAAGAGUACCUGACAAAGCAGGUGUCUGACCUGACAAACAGGUGUACGUAUGCCGAGGACAAGGUCCAGCAGUCUGGUCAUCAACUGGAGGACGCCAAGAGGGCCAGGGAGGAGAUGUACGAGAAAUACGUGUCCUCAAGGGAUCAGUAUAAAACAGAAUAUGAAAAUAAGCUAAGAGAAGAACUUGAACAAAUUCGACUGAAAACAAAUGGAGAAAUUGAUCGACUUCGCACCAGCACUAAGGAGAUGUACGAGAGAGAAAACAGAAACUUACGAGAAGCAAGAGACAUGGCGAUAUCUGAGAAAGACAGAGCAAUAGCAACAGAGAGAGAAACGUCAACAAAAUAUGAACAGCUACUCACAGAGUUUCGUCAAGUGCAGAUGCAUGGAGACAGUAAAACAGCUGAACUACAGAAUGAGAUGAAGUUGAAAAGUUUUGAGUUGGAGAGAUUACAGAUGGUGCACGAGGAAUCUCUACGCAACCUAAGCCAGGCCAAGCUAGACAUAGAGAAGCUAGAAAAGAAGGCGGAGGUUUUAACUAAGGAGUACUACACUCUCCAAGCUGGGAUGGAUAAAAAAGUGGCUGAACUUGAGGCUCUGAUGUCGGAGAAAAAUGCCAAAAUCCAGAUGUACGAGCGAGUGGAGAAGGAGCUGGAUGAGGUCGUUCUUCAAGCUGCGCAAGUUGAAGAUGACCAAGAAGCAGAAAAAGUUUUGUUUUCCUAUGGUUAUGGUGCUAAUGUUCCUACCACAUCUAAAAGAAGACUGGAACAAAGUGUUCAUUUAGCUAGAAGAGUGUUGGCUCUUGAAAAGAUAAACACACAACUCCGACAAGAUUUAGAAAGAGAAAAAACCAAAAUAAAGCAAUUGGCAGAGGAGCUUAAAAGCAGUAAUUCAAUAUUAGACCAAGCACAGCAGCCCUAUAAUUAUUUGAUAGACAGUAUACGUCAGAGAGAUGCACAAAUAAAUAAAAUGAAAGAGCACGUAGCUAACUUGGAGGCUGACGUACAACAACUUGAAAAGGAGAGAAAUGAUCUUGUCAGGACUAAAAACAACAUGUCCUUGGAUUUAGAACGCUUAUUGAACCAGAAAGAGGAAAUGUCUGUCAUGAAACAAGUGGUGAUGAACUUGUCCAAUCGUCAGUAUGGAGAGAAGAAGACAAAGUCACGUGACCUAGCAAGACCCAAAAGUCCAUCCUCACACAAACCGUUUGGAUCCUUCGAGCUGCAUGAUGAACCAGAAGUUGUUAAACCUGGCUUCAUAACAGUUACAAAUGAUAAAUCUCAUUGGUCGAAGAAACUAAAACAGAAGAAUGUAGAACAAUCCACAAAAUUCUCUAAAGUUUACGCCACAGCCAAGUCCUGACCAGAGUAACAAAGGAUGACUCAACUAUACAGUACCUGUAGUAUCCCUGGUGUCUGGAAAAACAUCUUAGGAAAAAAUCCAUACUGAAAAGUAGGACAAAUUAUUGACUGAACAGAGCC